This is a messenger RNA of Cordyceps militaris CM01, 1200 nucleotides long. Its product is annotated as Glycosyl transferase, family 25. Lineage: Eukaryota; Fungi; Ascomycota; Sordariomycetes; Hypocreales; Cordycipitaceae. Bases 1 to 1200 code for a protein of 399 amino acids. The transcript has 3 exons. The record is from RefSeq and is a predicted model, not a curated record.
AUGUACGCGACCGAUCCAAAGUCGGGUCCCGCCGCCCGCCUCUUUGCCGUGCCCAUGUCGAAGCGCUUCAUCGUGGCCAUUGCGGCCGCCGUUGGCUUCGUCUGGAUCCUGCUACAGAGCCACCGCAUCCAGCCGGUGAGGGACCGCGCCAAGGCUCUCUACGGGAACAACAUUCUCGACAAUAUCAACAACAGCACGCUGGGUUUUGAGAAAAUCUAUGUCAUGGGCCUCGCCUCCCGCACUGAUCGACGCGACGGCAUGGCUCUGCAGGCCGCCCUGAGCGAACUGUCCAUCGAGUUCAUUGACGGACCCAUGGGCGACAAUAUUUCUGAAAAGGCCAUCCCGGUUGGCGAAGAUGGAAAGCACCUUGAAGGCGGCGAGCUCGGCUGCUGGCGUGGCCACAUCAACGCCCUGCAAGAAAUCGUCCGCCUCAACAUUUCCUCCGCGCUCGUUCUCGAGGACGACUCGGACUGGGAUGUCCGCAUCCGCUCCAUCAUGCAAGACCUCGCCCUCUCGACCCAGGCCCUGACGCAGCCCCUCGCCGGCAGCACUUCGUCGUACGCCGACUCGACCUACCCGCGCAACGACGACAAGCAGAACGCCACCGUGCCCGAGUUCGACAUCAACGCGCUCCCGCGCACUGUGACGCCAAAAAUCUCGCCCUACGGCGACGAGUGGGAGAUGAUGUGGCUCGGCCACUGCGGCAUGAGCUUCCCCGCCGCUUCCGAGGGCCUGCCCAUGGGUCGCGUCAUCCACACCGACGAUGCGACGGUGCCGCCGUCGGGCCUGUGGUCCUUUGCGCCCAAGCCGCACACGCUCAUCGAGGACUACCCGAAGCGCACCCGCGCCGUCCACCACGUGUCUAACGGCGUUUGCUCGCUCGGCUACGCCGUCACGCAACAGGGCGCCCGCGGCCUGCUGCGCGAAAUUGGCCUGCGCGAGGUCAAGGACCCCUUGGACAUCCUGCUGCGCUUCUACUGCAUGGGCCUCGCUGGCCGCCGCAAGCACAACUGCAUCGCCGCCCAGCCCCCCAUCUUCAACCACCACCGCCCCGUCGGUCCAAAGUCGAGCAACAGCAACAUUGGCGACCACGGAACCGAGUUCCAGAACGAGCCGCACACGGACAUGGUGCAGUGGAGUGUCCGCUUGAAUGCCGAUGCCAUUAUGGAUGGCCAGACGGAGUUUACAGACGCCUACUAG